AUGAGCACCGCCGACAGCUACCUCCCUCCGGCGCUGAGCGCGGAAAGCAUCACCGCAUUGAUCCUCUCCCUCUCCCUCCCCACCCCCACCAGCAUCACCCCCCUCGAAGUAAGAGCCGCUUUUCACUCGAUCUAUCUCAUCACCUUCGCCGCAUCACCCACCACGAAGAUCCCCGCCCGCCCCAACCCCGACGGCAGCACGACGCUCGUCCUCCGCGUCUCCGGACGCCAACUCCCGCGCAUCAAGACCCUCAACGAAGUGGGCGUCAUGACCUGGGUCCGGACACACACCUCCAUCCCCGUGCCCGCCAUCCUCCACCACGACGCCACCGAGACCAACCCGAUCGGCCACGAGUUCACUCUCCUCGAAAAAGCCCCCGGCGUCAGCCUCGACACGAUCUACCCGACCCUAUCCGAGGCGCCCAAAACGCACCUGGUCCGCCAGCUCGCCGACUACCUCAUCGAACUGCACACCCACCCCUGGACGGACGGAUACGUGGGGGGUCUCACCCUCUCCGCGUCCGGCGAAGUCGCGCAGGGCCCGCCCAUCGACGAAACCUACUGGCAGAUGCCCGACCUGGAGAAAUACUGGUCUUCAUCCACUGUCCCUGUAACGAGUCUGGAGACCCUCAACCCCACCCCGCCCGACGGGUUCACGGACUACGUGGCCUUCACCGUCGGCUGUCUGGACCGGUACCUCCACGCCAUCGACAUCCACCCCGCCCUGGAACCCUACCGGGAUCUGGUCCGCCGCGUCCGCGCCUUCAGGGAGGCGAUACAGCGGCCCGAGAAUGCGGCCCGGCUGAACGAGGUCCCGUAUGUGCUCGCGCACAAGGACCUGCACUGCGCGAAUAUCAUGUGCGAUCCGACGCAGCCGGGGUGUCCGAUCACCGCGGUGCUGGACUGGGAGUUCAGCGGGGUGGUGGCGGCGCCGCGGUGGAAUCCGGUGCGGGCGUUUCUGUGGAAUGGGCGGGAGGGGGAGGAGAAUAAGGCGGAGCGGAACCGGUUGGAGGCGGUGUUUGAGGAGGUGGUGAGGCGGGAGAAGGGGGCGGAGUGGGUGCUGGCGGAGAUGAAGUGGCGGAGUCCGUUGCAGGAGGAGGUCCAGAAGGUCGUGAAUCACCUGCGCGCGAUCGUCGAGGUGGUUCCCCGGGGGCAGGCGGGGGAGAGAGCUGGGCUGUGGAGGACGGUUGUGGAGGAGGGAAUGAGUUGUGUGGAUGGUGGGAUGGUGGACUAG
Molecule: messenger RNA, 1233 nt
Organism: Aspergillus aculeatinus CBS 121060
Lineage: Eukaryota; Fungi; Ascomycota; Eurotiomycetes; Eurotiales; Aspergillaceae
Product: phosphotransferase family protein
Exons: 1
Coding region: 1-1233 (410 amino acids)
Source: RefSeq, a predicted model, not a curated record